Schizophyllum commune H4-8 is the source of this 444-nucleotide messenger RNA. RefSeq lists its product as uncharacterized. Bases 1 to 444 code for a protein of 147 amino acids. The transcript is spliced from 2 exons. The record is from RefSeq and is a predicted model, not a curated record. Lineage: Eukaryota; Fungi; Basidiomycota; Agaricomycetes; Agaricales; Schizophyllaceae.
AUGAAUUAUCCCGCCAGAUCGCCGGGCUUCAUCCCUCGUCUACCCCAGUCCAGGAUCGUCGCCUGCCUCUCCGCACGCGGUAGUUCAUCAUCAAGCAUCUACUGUGCCUCCGGGCCCGGAGAUGAGGGUGGCCAUAAAGUGGGUGCUUGUGCGGCGCCACGCUCGGGAAGGACCGACGUCCCUGUUGAGGCGCUGCUGUCGACUACGCGUACCUCUCGACCACCCAAUCCACCCGGUCAACAUGCAUUGAAACCUCAUCUGCCUCUCGCGGAAGUCGAGGCCCCUUUCACUUCGCAUAGAAGACCCUCAUCGCAUGUACGAGACCUCUUCGCCGCUAUAUGCGAUCCUGAUCUUAGGUCGACGAGCAUAUUCGAUGUCCAUGGCGCCGAGGCACAUUACGACGCCGUCGCCGCCGCCGACCAUCGCCACCCCGACGACGUCUAG